AUGGCAAUCUCUCUCUCAUCAGAUACCAAGGAGAACAUCAAUUCACUGCAGGAACCUCAAGAUCAGGCUGUCAGUACCAGGAAGAUUCCACGGAAUGCAAAGUGGCUUUCAGGAGAUGAUGCAACACUCCUUGACUCUCUCAAGACCUUUGCUGAUGGAAACUCAGCUGAUAAUGGCACCUUCAAGUCUGCAGUAUUUACAGCUGCUGCUAAGGCCCUCAAAGACAGCCACAAAACCAGUGGGGGUGCUCCAAAAACUUCAAAAAGUUGCUCACAUUGUUGGGCCACUCUGUCUGGAUUUGGAUGGGAUGAGACAAGAAAGAUUGUCAUUGCCAGUGACAAAGUGUGGGAUGAUUACCUCGAAGCUCAUUCCAAAGCCAAGGUUUGGUGUUCAACACCAUUUCCCCUCUAUGAUGACAUCAUUGUGCUCGUAGAUGGGUGUCAUGCCAUGGGUGAUGGGGCACUACACAUCAAUAGUGUUGAACAUGAGACGAGCCCUCCAUGGCCAAGCACACUUGUUCUUGAUGAUGAGGAUGAUGUCUUUGUAGGUGAGGAUGCAAUUCUUGGAGUAGCUGAUGCUCUCGAGUCUGUUGCUACAUCUUUCACUGCUCCUACUAAUUUUCUCAAUGAUGUUCCCAGUACUCUGAAACAUCAUCUUAAUGCCAUCCAGGCUGUUUGUACUGAUGCUUCCUUAUCUUCUGAUGAAUGUGCCAAGGUUGUUGCUCUAUUUACUAAGGAUGUAGCUAUUGCAGAUGCCUACACUGCCAUUUCAGAUGUCCCUCUCCGUUCUAUGUACAUUCAUCUUGAACUCAGAAAAAUGUAG
Suillus subaureus is the source of this 822-nucleotide messenger RNA. RefSeq lists its product as uncharacterized. The record is from RefSeq and is a predicted model, not a curated record. Lineage: Eukaryota; Fungi; Basidiomycota; Agaricomycetes; Boletales; Suillaceae. The coding region runs from base 1 to 822 and encodes 273 amino acids. The transcript has 4 exons.